UUCUCCUUGUAUUAUACAGGGAGACCAGCCACUCCGUACGCCCUGGACAGCCAGGCUCGGGGGAAUGGAAUAAGGGGUCUGGGUGGAAAGGGGGUUUUGCCCUUUACGGUGGACGGUGACUUUCUAAAAGAUACCACCGGGGUCUUUGACAGCACAGCGCCUGGGGUGGGAGGUGGAGAGGAGGCUUUGAUUACUAAACCGCUUACUUCUUUUUCUUCUCUUGAUCUGGAUUCGUUUCCUCGGCCCCCUCCUCCGCCCCUUUUCUCUCCCCUCCCGCCUUCAGCGAAGUGACACAGGCAACACCUGCUCGUUCGUGUUCGAUGUUGGAACUCGCACCUUCUCGGUGGUGACGGUGCCAGCGGACUAGGGACCGGGGCACGGCGGCGGAUUUCCCUUCCUUCCAGCCCACGAUGCCUAGAGGGGCAGCGGUGGGGCUGCGUGGGGCUCUGCCCGCAGCACUGGGAGGCGGGAUUGAGGGGCUGCAGCUGGCCAGGAGUUGCUGCUAAGGGGACUCGGCGCGAAGUCUCCGAGAGGCCGUCUGCUGGGACCUAUCCGCGUACAGCGGGAGCAGGGGCACCUGCACCCGGGACCCGGGCGUCUCGCGGGCGGAGGCCGCCGAGCUCGGAGCCGCCUCCUCGCUGCCUGAACCUCUCCAGCUGCUUCCCGACGUUGGAGACCGGGACCUGCCAGAACCGGGGACUGGAGAAGUACGCGGCGGAGGCUGCUCUCCCGAAGGUGAACGGUUCCGUCCAAUUGCCUUUCCCCAGAGAGCAAAAGGGAGGCGGAGAGAGGAACGGAGGAUGUGUGUGUGUGCGUGAGGGGGGGAGCUGACGCGAGGCCAGAGGAAAAGUCGUUGCUCGGCGUUAAAAGCAAACAAAUCAGAGCCGGAAUCCGCGCGGUGAUCGCUGCAGGACCGCUUCGAUCCGCGCAGUCGGGGGAGCCGAGCGCCCCGCGCGCAUCGGGCGAGGACCGCGGGCGCUGGCGGGGCUGCGGGACCUGGGCUUUUCUCAGUAAACAAGUCUUUGGGUUACUUUGACGCUGUGGAAAAAAGAGGGGGAAUCAGGCGAGGCUCGCGGACUCCACCUCCCACCCUCUUUAAGGGGAUUCCAGGUCGGAUGUCAAGAGAUUCCUGAACGCUUUUUGCCAUCGGAGGAGGCAACACACGCGCGCGCACACACGCACGCUCAGGGCCACACUCGCACGCCCUCCACGAGCGCACACCAGACUUGGGUUCCCUAUGCCCCUGAACGGUGACGGCGGAUUGGCGUCUCGGGAGCGAUGCAAGAGCGAUAAGGCUGGAGCGGGCCCGCGGAAGCUGCAGGAGCAUCGCUAGGUGUUGCCGCCACCAGGAAGCCGGGCUGCAGGAUGAGUAAGAGAUACUUACAGAAAGCAACAAAAGGAAAACUGCUAAUAAUAAUAUUUAUUGUAACCUUGUGGGGGAAAGUUGUAUCCAGUGCAAACCAUCAUAAAGCUCACCAUGUUAAAACGGGCACUUGCGAGGUGGUGGCCCUCCACAGAUGCUGUAAUAAGAACAAGAUAGAAGAACGGUCACAAACAGUCAAGUGCUCCUGCUUCCCCGGGCAGGUGGCUGGCACCACGAGAGCUGCUCCAUCUUGUGUGGAUGCUUCAAUAGUGGAACAGAAAUGGUGGUGCCAUAUGCAGCCGUGUCUUGAGGGAGAGGAGUGUAAAGUUCUUCCGGAUCGGAAAGGAUGGAGCUGUUCCUCUGGGAAUAAAGUGAAAACAACCAGGGUAACCCAUUAACCAAGGAUAAAUCAAGUGAUCCUCAAGGCUGAUUACAUUGAACAUAUCAUAGAAACUCAACUGCCGAGGUGAUCUUGAAGGAAGAUUUUUAUACCGCUCAGAAGAUGCACACCAGAGUCUGUUGUUUCAAAGGGAUUUCAUGGCUCGUAAUUAGCCCCUUCUUGAAAUCAAGACUUUAAAAAAAUCAGACAUGAACUUCUACGUCAUGAAGAUUUCCUCAGAUUUGAACUGUGUUCCACUUGUUAAAUUGCACUUGCUAAAAGAAUUUGAAGUUGCUGCCUGAUUGGUGUUUCUGGAGGAUGUCAGAGACACUCACCUUUUGGGCUCUUAUCUCUAGAUGUGACUGCUUUUCUUGUUUCUGAAAGUCUCCACAGUGCCCUGACCUUCUGUCAUGGGCACGUUCCUGGGUCCUGUGCUCAUUGGCUAGUGGGACUGCACACGGCUUUACUGACAUUUCCUUUGCAAACUUCUCCUCUGGCAUGGCGUAGACUGAGACAAUUUUAUUUGUACCUAAUCUGGGAGCUCUGAAAGCCUACAUGUUUUAACAUCUUAAAGUUGCUUUUGUUAAAGGAAUGGAAAAUAUAUACCAUUGAUAAUAAUUAUUGUUGGCAAGUAAUAGUUACCUGAAUGCAUCAAUCAUAUAAGAAUGUACAGACAAGCUGACAUGUUUCCCCAAGGCUAACACACCACUGCAGCUCUGUCAGUUACAUAGGUAGUACUUAGAACUGAAUUACCAUUUUCAUUAUAUACUAUUUUGUACCUCUAGAGCACUCGUUCAGUUUUUUUAAAGUGGGCUUUUUCUUUCAUUCUUAUGUUUACUUUUUCCCUUCACAGAAAUCAGCAGUGAGCAGUCAAGUAUUUCGGUAGCCUUCAGUUUCCAAAAAUUGCCAGGGAUGCACGUGGGUUUCUGGUUUCUGAGCUUGAAGAAAUUAUUCACUUAGAUUUCUUCUAGUAUUUUUUUUAACUAUCCUUAUUAUCUCAUUUUAAAAGACCAUCUCUUGCUCGAUCCCCAUGACUCUGUGAAUGCUCAUAUAUUUGUUCAGUCUGUUGAUAGAAUAAAUCGUUCAUUUCUUUGGUCUCAAAUUUAUAAAUAUUUGCUUAUAGUUGUCCCAUUCAAACAAUUUCUUGGGUCUGUUUUUGUGCACAUUUUUGUAGUCACUUUAACAUUUGUGGUUUUCAGUUCUACAAGAAAGUCUUAUAAAUAUUUAAAGGCCUUAAACAUGUAUGUACUUUUUUUUUUCUAAGUUAUUACAGAAUGUAUAAUUUUAUACUAUAUGUUGUUUGUGGAGGGAGAGAAGAAUGGAAAUUGCGUAGCCAUUCUGUAAUAAUAUCGUGUACACGUAUAGUUUGAGGGAAUGUAAAGUGAAAGAUUUCUGUGUUUUACUCAUCUAAGAUUAAUAGGAAAAUAACUUCAGAAAUUGUCCUAUUAGAGGUUCCAUUAUGUUAGAGAAGGUGUGGACAUGUUUUGUCUUUUUAAAACUCGCUGACAUGGCCAAUUAGGUACAUGUUGAUUCCAUGAUGGAGGCUGACAGGCCCUGGAGAGCUUCUGUCUGUAAGUAGGGAACAACUUUCAAAGACCAAUACAUUACUCAGAAUCUUUUCUGGGCAGAACAAGUAAGAAGUGUAAAAUUUGUUAAAAAUUAAAUUUGUAAAGUGUACUUUUGACAUUGAACUAAAGUAUACUGCCCCACAAGUCCAUGGAAUGAAAUGACUUGCUCCCUUCAUUCUAUGCAUUUAUUAUGCAUCAAAUUAGAUGGUUCCGAGUAGAUUUUGCAAUGAUUUCAAGACUGUAUGAACUCAUAAAGAAAGGAAUAACAGUUGUGUUGGAGUUUCUGCAUCAAGUAUACUAUCAUUAAUUUCUUGGAACAAAGUGGAAAACUAUAUUAUUUUGGAAAUUAUGAAUUUGUCCUAGGUUUGUUUGAAAUUAUAGAUCAUGCUUCUCAUUUUUUAAACUAUGUCCUUUAAGACAACACUGGAAAUUCUGUCUUAUAUACAAGUGUAAUACAUGCAUAUCAAUAGAAAAAAUAAAUGGAAUUUCAAAUAUACUAACUAACUAGAUUAUCCCCAGUAGAUUAAUGUUGUGACUAUUCAGAAAAGGUAAAUAAA
Molecule: messenger RNA, 3867 nt
Organism: Diceros bicornis minor
Lineage: Eukaryota; Metazoa; Chordata; Mammalia; Perissodactyla; Rhinocerotidae
Gene: TAFA2
Product: TAFA chemokine like family member 2
Exons: 5
Coding region: 1366-1761 (131 amino acids)
Molecular function (GO): receptor ligand activity
Source: RefSeq, a predicted model, not a curated record